GAGACCUCAGACUCGAAAGUGAGCGCGUGAGGAGCAGUAGAGGUACAGACACAACGGCUUCGCUGAAAACGCCACAGCUGCAGUGAAAAAUGUGUGCGAGUUUUUUUGGACUGAAAGCAUGGCAAGGAUAAUAUCAAAACCGGUGAUCAGAAUACAACGGCUGGCGAUUACGUCAUUGUGGAUGAUGUUAUAGAAGACACCUCAAAGCAUUCUGGGAAACGAGCUCAGAAGAGGACAGAGGACACUGGCUCAGUGAGGCGCUUUUAAAACUCCUCCCCCAAGUGUCCCCGAGUGCCCUUGUUCCCGCCAAUUCCCGCCGAGUGCUGGCUGUUGGUUACACGGCCGUUGGCAGCUGAGUGGGUCGUGAUCAUCUCAGUGGGACGUGAUCAGCGCCCCCAUGGCGCUCAACAUGCGGCCAACGAGCGGGAGGCGGCUGGAGGGCCCACACCCUGCCCACACCCCCCUCCUCCGAGACUACUUCCUGGUUCCUCUGCUCCUACUGUUAGCGGUUACGGCUACGACUAAGACGACUACGGCUUCCUCCGCUGCUUCCUCUUCCUCUUCCUCCCCGCACGCCUUCUUCCAGACCUUCAGCCCCCCCGAAUCCUCCCCCGGCGGCCUCACCCACCUGGUGGUGCACAACAAGACGGGCGAGGUCUACGUGGGCGCCGUCAACUGGAUCUACAAGCUCUCCAGCAACCUGACGCAGCUCCGCAACCACAUGACGGGCCCCGUGGUGGACAACGAGCGCUGCUACCCGCCGCCCGGCGUCCAGUCCUGCCCCCACGAGCUGACGCAGACCAACAACGUCAACAAGCUGCUGCUGCUGGACUACGGCCAGAACCGCCUGAUCGCCUGCGGCUCCACCUCCCAGGGCAUCUGCCAGUUCCUGCGGCUGGACGACCUGUUUAAGCUCGGCGAGCCGCACCACCGCAAGGAGCACUACCUGUCCAGCGUGUCCGAGGCCGGCACCAUGUCCGGCGUGGUGAUCAACGGCUACGAGGGCGGCGGCAGCACGGGCAAGCUGUUCGUGGGCACGCCCAUCGAGGGCAAGUCCGAGUACUUCCCCACGCUGUCGAGUCGUAAGCUCAUGGCCAACGAGGAGAACGCCGACAUGUUCAGCUUCGUCUACCAGGACGAGUUCGUCUCCUCGCAGCUCAAGAUCCCGUCGGACACGCUCUCCAAGUUCCCCGCGUUCGACAUCUACUACAUCUACAGCUUCGGCAGCGAGCAGUUCAUCUACUACCUGACGCUGCAGCUGGACACGCAGCUGACCUCACCCGACGCCAGCGCCGAGCAGUUCUUCACCUCCAAGAUCGUGCGGCUGUGCGUGGACGACCCCAAGUUCUACUCCUACGUGGAGUUCCCCAUCGGCUGCACCGGCCGGGACGGCGUGGAGUACCGGCUGGUGCAGGACGCCUACCUCAGCCGGCCCGGCGCGCGGCUGGCGCGCUCGCUUGGCAUCUCCGAGCGCGAGGAGGUGCUGUUCACCGUCUUCUCGCAGGGCCAGAAGAACCGCGACAAGCCGCCCAAGGAGUCGGCGCUGUGCCUGUUCACGCUGCGCAAGAUCAAGGAGAAGAUCAAGGAGCGCAUCCAGUCCUGCUAUAAAGGAGAGGGGAAGCUCUCGCUGCCCUGGCUGCUCAACAAGGAGCUCACCUGCAUCAACUCGCCACUCCAAAUAGAUGACAACUUCUGCGGCCAGGACUUCAACCAGCCUCUAGGGGGCACCACCACCAUCGAGGGCCUGCCGCUCUACGUGGACAAGGAGGACGGCAUGACCUCGGUGGCGGCCUACGACUACCGCGGCCACACCGUGGCCUUCGCCGGCACCCGCAACGGACACAUCAAAAAGGUAACGCCACGUUACGUGACAUUUCCCUGUUGUGCAGUGUGGGGUUGAAGCAGCUAGGAGUAACUCGCACACCACUGAUGCCGAUGCAUAAAUGAUUUUAAUGCAUAAGGAAAAUAAAGAAGGUGCUACCCAGUGAAAUGCAAAACGAUUUCGGUCUUCGGUGAUGUGUGGCGCUACCAUCUAGUUGGGGUGGAGUAGCAAGUCUCACCACGCAAACGUAAACAUACGCACAGGACAUACAGGAACAAUACAGGAAUUUUCGUGUGAAUGUCAACAAAAACAUUCCGCCAUGUUGACAUGGGGGAAAAUGUGGAGAGGGCGCCAUUUACUUGAAGGUCGGAUGACCGAAACGUAAAGUUUGUUGGUGAAAUGGACAGUGUGCAGGAUUUCUUAACACUUGAGAGGGCGCCAUUUCCCAGAGACCAUGUUGUUCUGUGUGGUAUGCUACCUAGCCUACCGUCUAGUUGGGGUGGGGUAGCAACUCCCCCACCACGUAGUAAACGUCAGACCUGUGUGCGUAACCUCAUGGCGGGACUGUGAGGAGAUUGCCUGAUGAAGGUCUAGUACCGAAACGUCGUUUAUUAAAGAAAGAACAGCAAAAUGGUCAGUGUGCCGGAGUUUCUUUAAGUUGUUGCUGAGUGACCCAUGGUUCCAUCUGCCAGCUGAGGUGUGGGAAAAAAGUCAAAGUUUUACGGGACUGUGUUUUUGUCUCUCUAAUGUAACGUCCCAAGUUCCCAAGUGCCUGUGCACUAGCCGAACGUUUCCCACAUGUUCAUUUGGCGGUGCUUACGGCCACGCAAUGUCAUGUGAUUGUGAGAACACUCUGAUUUUGUGAAUAUGUGUUCCCCCAUAUAUGUGCAAUUGCAUCAGGAAUAGAGGCAGAAUCAAUUGGCGGUGCUUGGUUUUCAUAUUGUGGUGUUCCACCACAGAAUGGUGUACUAAUAUUUUCAUGGGAAUCACAACUAUCUUGUAGUUCUUGUCUUGCACCUGGCCUCAGUGAGACUGAAUGGGCAUGCAGUACAGUACAGUGCUAGCCUGGGAACUCCCAUACUGCCUUUAGUUCUACACAAUCGUUUCGAUCUGAAAGACAGUAUGGCGAGGAUGACUCAUAACGUACAAGAUCAUGGGAUCUGUGUCAUAAUGGCCAAGCAUUCCGACCUUAACAGUUUCUCUGCCCGAUCAGAGAGCAGGGCAGUGUGUCAUAAUAGCCAAGUAUUCCGGCCCCAUACGGAAUUUACAAUAGGCAACUCCCCAGACCUAAUCUCACUUGUGAUUAGGUCUGGUGUUAACCAGGCAAGUACAGUGCAUCUACUUUGCAAAAAAAACUGUAUCUAGCAUCCUCCAUUCCUUCAAUGUCUCACUCAAUUCUCAAUGUGUUUGAUGCACUAAACAUAGCUCCAAACAGCACCUGACGGACUGGCUGUGAAUGAGUGAUUGAUGCCUCCAUGCGGAGAGUUCGAUCCACUCUCCUGGCACCCUCCUUGACUCCUGCUCAGGGGCGGGUCUAGCCAUUUUGGGGCCCUCGGCUAAAUGUAAACAUGGGGGCCCUCAAAAGUCAUUAUAUAGACAUAUAAUUAUGUGUUUUGGUGCUUUGUCUAAGUGCUUUGUCUCAUAUUAACUUCAAUUACUUAACAUAAGUGAUACAUUAAGAUCAAGGCUACUUUUUUGUGUUUGCCGUGACUGGUGUGACAGUUCGGGCCCCCUAUGGAUGGCAGAUUUGGUCGGGGCCCUAGGCAAUUGCCCAGGUUUGCCUAAUUGAAAGCCUGCCUCUGCUCCUGCUCGAUAUUCUCAAAGUUGGCCCUGGCUUUUUUGAAGGAGAUGCACAAUGCAAGCCGUGUUUGUCAGCGAGGAAAAAUGUUUUCCUUUGUAGAAAAGCUCGCUCGGGCUGAUGGAAUUUGAUUUGUAAUGAGCUUAGUGUUUGUGUUGGAAUGGCAACGGAAAAAAUCUGGGAAGCAACUCAACUGUUAAAGCUUUCAAGAAGUUUCACAAACACAUACCGGUACACACAAACUUCUCUCUCUCUCUCUCCCUC
This is a messenger RNA of Engraulis encrasicolus (European anchovy), 3884 nucleotides long. RefSeq names its product plexin-A1-like. Bases 398 to 1900 code for a protein of 500 amino acids. The record is from RefSeq and is a predicted model, not a curated record. The transcript is spliced from 3 exons. Gene Ontology annotation, molecular function: semaphorin receptor activity; protein binding. Lineage: Eukaryota; Metazoa; Chordata; Actinopteri; Clupeiformes; Engraulidae. Gene Ontology annotation, cellular component: semaphorin receptor complex; plasma membrane. Gene Ontology annotation, biological process: regulation of cell migration; semaphorin-plexin signaling pathway involved in axon guidance; regulation of GTPase activity.